AAUUUAUAUGCGGAUGUAUCUAUUGAACAUAUUGUUGGGGGGAGGGCUUGUUAGCGGCACAUAACUGGCAUUACAGACCAGUGAACCGUGCAGACAGAGAGAGUACAUCCUUCGCAACAACGCCUUCGAGCGGAGCAGGCUUCGGUGAUUGGACGAGACGAUAGCGCAUAUUACACAGCUCCGGCACAAAGAACGGUGCGGCGCUAAUUGGAGAAAAUGGCGCUGUCGUCUGCCGGAGGAACAAAGAAGAAAGUUUGCUAUUAUUAUGACGGUAAGAUUUUAUGUAAUGUAGCUCAGUGUUGUCCGCGGUAUUAUUUGUUGCGUCGACGAGGAUUUGGUGCUCGAUAAAAGGCUGUUUUUGUUCCACCUUGAAAGAAGUGCCGUAGGCGAGUUAGCUGCUAGACGGCUCCUGUAGCUACCGAGUGGUUAGCUUGCUAGCUGAGUUAGUUGUUAGCUAGCUAUCUACCUGGUUAGGAAGAAUACUUUUGGUUAGCUAGCCAGAGCAACUUGAGAUGGUCGUUUUUUUAUUAUUUUUCAAUGUUGCAAUCAGCUGAAUUGCCGAUAUCUAGCUAACAAGUUUAUGCUUUUAAUUUGCGGCAACUAUGCUAGCUAGCUAACGUCAUUAGCUCGCUAGCUAGCUAGUAAGCUUAUAACCAAGUGUAUAGCUUGCUAAACUAGCUAACGUUAGCUAGCUAGAUAAUGGUUAGUAUGAGUGUCUUUGAAUCACGAACUGAUAUUAAGCUACACCAUUUGUUUAGUAAAGUGGGGUUAUCAUGUAGCUAGCGGUGUUGGAUAGUCAACUUUGUGGGGAAGUAGCGAAUUGUGCGGCGGCGGCGGGGGGGUUUGAGCCAGUAACUCGCGGUGUCUUCCAUGUAGAUUCAGAUCUCUUUGCAGAGGCUGACCAUUUCAUUACUAUUAUAGUUUAGUUGUGUUUCGUGCUGUGUAGUUACCAGGCUGCAUGCGUGAUUCAGGCGUGAUAGUGCUGGCCUGGAACAAAAGCCUGCACUCAAAGCGACAGGUAGCCUAGCGGUUAAGAGCGUUGGGACAGUAAUCGAAAGGUCGCUGGUUCGAAUCCCAGAGCCGACUAGGUUAAAAGCCUGUCGGUGCCCUUGUGCAAGGCACUUAACCCUAAUUGCUCCUGUAAGUCGCUCUGGAUAAGGGCCUACAGCUAAAUGGCCAAAAUGUAAAGACCAGAGCUACCCUACCUCUGGACUAGGAAAUGUGGUUUGUUGUCUCAGUAGUUUGUCUAAACCUCUUUUAUUUUUCCUCUCCCCAGGCGACGUGGGUAAUUAUUACUAUGGUCAGGGUCAUCCCAUGAAACCCCACAGGAUCCGUAUGACCCACAACCUCCUGCUCAACUACGGACUGUACAGGAAGAUGGAGAUAUAUGUAAGUACAACAGUUACAGGGGGUUUAUACACUCAAUUGUAUUUUAUUUAUUUUUACACACAUCCUGUUAGAGUGAUGCACACACAUUCAAGCAUCAAAAAUAAUCCCAAGCUUAAAAUAAGCCUAAGCGUAACUUUUCAGAACGUGGCCAGGAGAUGGGUCUACAGACGAUGGCACAAUACUUCAGAACAUGAUAUAGAUAUAUUGUAUAGAACUGAAGCUGAUACGAGUCGACUCCUUAUUCUUCAACACACUGCUCUACGCUACAGGUCCGAAGUAACAUUCUGUAUAGUUGAGUUGUCCCGAAGUCCUAUAGACUUAUAAAAGUCAAGAUGGAUUGUUGUGGACUACAAGAGUUUUCUGACCUCCCUGUACAUUUUUGGUUAUUGAAAAUAUAUGAACUGAAAUGAGGUGACCAUUUUAGCAACCAGGUAAUGGUGGAGUGUUUUCUACAUAUUGUGCCUUUUUUAAAGUGCCUUUUCAGACCUGCCCUUUGCUUUCCUCUGUCCCCAGAGACCUCACAAGGCCAGUGGAGAGGAGAUGACCAAGUACCACAGUGACGACUACAUCAAGUUCCUGCGUUCCAUCCGGCCAGACAACAUGUCAGAACACAGCAAGCAGAUGCAGAGAUGUGAGUAGCAGACAGUGUUUCCCCUAGCAUUGCUUAGGUGGGGCGCUCUGUGUAUUUUUUAAAGGGAUAGGUCACCAUACCAAGUUUUCCCCCCCCAUACGUUUUAAUAACUUGUUUCCCAUACGUUUUAAUAACUUGUUUGCCAUACGUUUUAAUAACUUGUUUGCCGUGUUUUCAUAUUGUCUAAUGUUGAGCUGACUUUAGACUAUACUCCACACUCACAUCUGUUGUGUAGGUACUGCUUUAUGCAUUGGAACAAAUCUGCAGGCCUCAAUCACACAUCUCAAAUGAAUGUCUUCUAUCCUUGCUGUUCUCCAACAGUCAAUGUAGGAGAGGACUGCCCAGUGUUUGACGGCUUGUUUGAAUUCUGUCAGCUCUCAACAGGAGGCUCUGUCGGUGAGUCUUCAUCUCCUGUUUCUCUUUUCUCACAGUUUAGUUUUGUCUUUCUGUCUGCUUUACUGACUUCUCUUGUCUAUCUACUUCUCUCUUACUCCCCAUUGGCCGUCUCUGUCCUCUCUGUCACGGUAUUGGCCGUCUCUGUCCUCUCUGUCACGGUAUUGGCCGUCUCUGUCCUCUCUCUCACGGUAUUGGCCGUCUCUGUCCUCUCUCUCACGGUAUUGGCCGUCUCUGUCCUCUCUCUCGCGGUAUUGGCCGUCUCUGUCCUCUCUCUCACGGUAUUGGCCGUCUCUGUCCUCUCUCUCACGGUAUUGGCCGUCUCUGUCCCCUCUCUCACGGUAUUGGCCGUCUCUGUCCCCUCUCUCACGGUAUUGGCCGUCUCUGUCCUCUCUCUCACGGUAUUGGCCGUCUCUGUCCUGUGUGUAGCGGGGGCAGUGAAGCUGAACAAGCAGCAGACGGACAUCGCCAUCAACUGGGCCGGAGGACUCCAUCACGCCAAGAAGUCCGAGGCCUCUGGGUUCUGCUACGUCAACGACAUAGUCCUCGCCAUCCUGGAACUGCUGAAGUAAGAGCCCAGUGUGUAUCACUUACCCACGCCGUCGUCUUGUCUGCGUCUUUCUCCUCCUCCUCGUAAUGUUGACGUGUCCUUGGCUAGUCACGGUGUGUUUCUUGUUGAAAUGAAUAGUCCCCAGGCUCUGAUGAGAAACCUAGAUAUGAGUGCGUUUUUAAUUGUAUUGUCUUUCCUAUCAGGUAAUAUGAAUAUCAUCUAGAUAUUGUAUGUAAUGAGUUGUCCGUCCAAUCAGGUACCACCAGAGGGUGUUGUACAUAGACAUCGACAUUCACCAUGGAGACGGAGUGGAAGAGGCGUUCUUCACCACAGACCGGGUCAUGACUGUCUCCUUCCACAAGUAUGGAGAAUACUUCCCUGGCACUGGAGACCUGAGGGUGAGUGUGGUGGUGGGGGGGGAUCUAAAUAGUCAGAAGUAAGCAACGUACAUUUCAGUGUGUUCCUGUGUGUAUGAUUACACUCCCCCUUCAGAGUGUUGGAUUGUCUACCUAUAUUUGAGUCAUUUCUGUAUUCCAGCAUGUACAAUAACGUGUUUGUUUUUAGGACAUUGGAGCAGGAAAGGGGAAGUACUAUGCUGUAAACUACCCUCUUAGAGACGGCAUCGAUGAUGAGUCUUAUGAAGCCAUCUUCAAACCUGUAAGUCUGCUGCUGCAAGUCAUUUAAUGUUUUGGUACCUUGCAUACCUUUGUGUGUCGCUUAUCAAUUUCUCUUUUAUUUUGUGUGUGUACUAGGUGAUGGCUAAAGUGAUGGAGAUGUUCCAGCCCAGUGCAGUGGUGUUGCAGUGUGGAGCGGACUCUCUCUCAGGAGACCGACUGGGCUGCUUCAACGUCACCAUCAAAGGUAACACACACACACACACACACACACACACAGCAUCAUACCUAACGGUACACACACACACACACAGCAUCAUACCUAACGGUACACACACACACACACACAGCAUCAUACCUAACGGUACACACACACACACGUUAAUUAUUCUGGACACACAUUUACUCAACAGUUUGGGUUUUCAGGUGGGAUACAGCAAAAAUAAUGGAAUAACUGUAGCGUAAAGCAUUUUACUCAUGAAUGGUGCUGCUGUUCCUGUGUUGGUCGUAUUCAUGUGUGGGCUUCUUUAUUAUUCUGUAAUUUAAGCUUACUUUUUGGUGUUCUGUCUGUUUACUAAGUGUGACGACACAUUUCCAUUCCACAAGAAUGGAGAAUAAAGUUUUUGAAUGUUGAAACCUUGACGUGCGUUUCAGGCCAUGCUAAGUGUGUGGAGUACAUGAAGAGUUUCAACCUGCCUCUGCUGAUGUUGGGAGGAGGAGGUUACACCAUCCGUAACGUGGCCCGCUGCUGGACCUACGAGACCGCCGUGGCUCUGGACUGCAUCAUACCUAACGGUACACACACACACACACACACACACAGCAUCAUACCUAACGGUACACACACACACACACACACCCACACACAGCAUCAUACCUAACGGUACACACACACAGCAUCAUACCUAACGGUACACACACACACACACACACACACAGCAUCAUACCUAACGGUACACACACACACACACACACCCACAGCAUCAUACCUAACGGUACACACACACACACACACACCCACACACAGCAUCAUACCUAACUGUACACACACACACACAGCAUCAUACCUAACUGUACACACACACACAGCAUCAUACCUAACGGUACACACACACACACACACACACACAGCAUCAUACCUAACGGUACACACACAGCAUCAUACCUAACGGUACACACACACACACACACACACCCACACACAGCAUCAUACCUAACGGUACACACACAGCAUCAUACCUAACGGUACACACACACACACACACACACCCACACACAGCAUCAUACCUAACUGUACACACACACACAGCAUCAUACCUAACGGUACACACACACACACACACACAGCAUCAUACCUAACGGUACACACACACACAGCAUCAUACCUAACGGUACACACACACCCACACACGCAUCAUACCUAACGUACACAAACGCAUCAUACCUAACGGUUACACACACUACCGUAAUCAACAUUAGAGUACGACCUCAUUCUGUUAGUCUCUCUGCUUCAAGUUUGACUUGAUAAUGAUGACUCUCUCUUGUCCUAUCAGAGCUGCCAUACAAUGAUUACUUUGAGUACUUUGGCCCUGACUUCAAACUCCACAUCAGCCCGUCUAACAUGACCAACCAGAACACCAAUGAUUACCUGGAGAAGAUCAAGUAAGUUACACAGACCGGCACGUGCUCUCUCACACACACACACACACACACACACCAGGGUUUCUGUUAGGAGAAUGUGGUGCCGGAUAUUUGACCAUAAGCAUUUGAAUGGACAUGGGAGAAAUGUACCGGACCCAUAUGCAUUGGGUGCGUCAUCUGAUUAGGUCGUCCACCCACUGUUCUCAGAAUGACAGAAAUCACAUUUUUAGAUGAUGGUUCUUCAUCUUGACAGGAUGCGACGGCUUUUACGUCCUUUUCUGAAUUCCGAUGCUCAUUUUGAAGACGUUAGAAUAACUGUCCACAUUCAGGCGACUUUUCCUCAGGCAACAAGACGAUCACUAGCCUAUGUCCAGCUACCAUCCCCCAUAGUAAAGUUGACCUACUCUAUUGGUCAGCUUGUCGUUCUGUGUGAGAAAGAAGUGGCCUAUUCCAAACAGACUCUGGGACAGUUGUGGGACGAUAAAUCAUCCAACCAGCAGGCCUCGGCUACAUGAACAAAACACUUUUUAAAGCAAUGAGUCUGAUGCAACUGAUCAGAACGUUUAGCUUAAUGUUGAUAAACUGUUAUUUCUUCACACUAUAAGCUCAGCAACAGGGCAGUAGGUUACGUGCGAAUGUUUGUUCCAUAUUGCAACUAGCGGGAAAACACUGUUGUCAGAAGCACACUGCACAUGCGAGAGGGUUUCAUGUGACUAGAGUUGCGCCUUUGGCUACCGGACAAUGAAAGAAAAGUUGAAACCAUUUAGAACAUGAGAGAAAUAGGCUACUGGAUUCAAUGGCAUAUGGAAGUCUUUAUAAAAUAAUUGCUUCCACGUAAAUUUUACUUUGACGCAAGGUAAGACGUGCCACAUAUGAAGAAAAACAUUUAGGUUUCAAACUAUUUUGUGCUUUGAAAAUGCAUACUGCCUCCAGCUGAUUUCACGGUGCUGUGAUUCGCUGAAGCCCACCUAUAUGCACUUGAACGGCCAAUGGGAAGCGCUUCAAUUACCAGUUGAGAAUGAAAAAUAGUAGCUCUUUUUUUUUUUUUUUAUCGUGUCCGUCAACUGUUGUUAACAUGCGAUUUGCAUUUAGAAUUGUUACACAAUGAUUGGGGUUCACUCCAGCAGCAACGAAUCAGCUGUUUGAGAAGCUGUAACAGCAGAAUUUUUCCACUCGUAGCUCUGUAUCCGUAAGCUGUGAUGAACACAACGACUAACACAUACACACCUGCCAAUUUUUAAUUCCAUGAAAAUAUGCAAAUGAACCUAUAGACCGAUGAGCGUGACUGGUCAAAUGUAUUUCAAUCGACUGGUAUUUCCAUCAAUGAAUAGGCUAAAAAGCAUUUUUGGUGGCGCCAGUUUUAAUUCUCAGCAUAUAUAUAUAUAUAUAUAUAUAUAUUUUUUUUAACCAACUCAAACCUUGACAAGCACACACACUAAGCGUCGCUCUCUCUCCCUCCCCAGACAGAGGUUGUUUGAGAACCUGCGCAUGCUGCCCCACGCCCCGGGGGUCCAGAUGCAGCCCAUCCCAGAAGACGCUCCACACCCGGACUCUGGCGAUGAAGAGGACGAGGACCCUGACAAACGAAUCUCCAGUAAGGACACACACACUAGCUCCUCCCAGAGUACUGUCACACACUAGCUCCUCCCAGAGUACUGUCACACACUAGCUCCUCCCAGAGUACUGUCACACACUAGCUCCUCCCAGAGUACUGUCACACACUAGCUCCUCCCAGAGUACUGUCACACACUAGCUCCUCCCAGAGUACUGUCACACACUAGCUCCUCCCAGAGUACUGUCACACACUAGCUCCUCCCAGAGUACUGUCACACACUAGCUCCUCCCAGAGUACUGUCACACACUAGCUCCUCCCAGAGUACUGUCACACACUAGCUCCUCCCAGAGUACUGUCACACACUAGCUCCUCCCAGAGUACUGUCACACACUAGCUCCUCCCAGAGUACUGUCACACACUAGCUCCUCCCAGAGUACUGUCACACACUAGCUCCUCCCAGAGUACUGUCACACACUAGCUCCUCCCAGAGUACUGUCACAUACUCUCUCACACCACUGUUAUGAAUCUCUUACUGAACUGGGUGAGUUUUCCUGUGUAGUCAGGGCCCAUGAUAAGAGGAUAGUGGUGAUGAUGGUAUUGUGUUUCAGUCAGGGCCCAUGAUAAGAGGAUAGUGAUGAUGGUAUUGUGUUUCAGUCAGGGCCCAUGAUAAGAGGAUAGUGAUGAUGGUAUUGUGUUUCAGUCAGGGCCCAUGAUAAGAGGAUAGUGAUGAUGGUAUUGUGUUUCAGUCAGGGCCCAUGAUAAGAGGAUAGUGAUGAUGAUGGUAUUGUGUUUCAGUCAGGGCCCAUGAUAAGAGGAUAGUGGUGAUGAUGGUAUUGUGUUUCAGUCAGGGCCCAUGAUAAGAGGAUAGUGGUGAUGGUAUUGUGUUUCAGUCAGGGCCCAUGAUAAGAGGAUAGUGAUGAUGAUGAUGGUAUUGUGUUUCAGUCAGGGCCCAUGAUAAGAGGAUAGUGGUGAUGAUGGUAUUGUGUUUCAGUCAGGGCCCAUGAUAAGAGGAUAGUGAUGAUGGUAUUGUGUUUCAGUCAGGGCCCAUGAUAAGAGGAUAGUGAUGAUGGUAUUGUGUUUCAGUCAGGGCCCAUGAUAAGAGGAUAGUGGUGAUGGUAUUGUGUUUCAGUCAGGGCCCAUGAUAAGAGGAUAGUGGUGAUGAUGGUAUUGUGUUUCAGUCAGGGCCCAUGAUAAGAGGAUAGUGGUGAUGGUAUUGUGUUUCAGUCAGGGCCCAUGAUAAGAGGAUAGUGAUGAUGGUAUUGUGUUUCAGUCAGGGCCCAUGAUAAGAGGAUAGUGGUGAUGAUGGUAUUGUGUUUCAGUCAGGGCCCAUGAUAAGAGGAUAGUGGUGAUGAUGGUAUUGUGUUUCAGUCAGGGCCCAUGAUAAGAGGAUGGUGAUGAUGGUAUUGUGUUUCAGUCAGGGCCCAUGAUAAGAGGAUAGUGGUGAUGAUGGUAUUGUGUUUCAGUCAGGGCCCAUGAUAAGAGGAUAGUGAUGAUGAUGGUAUUGUGUUUCAGUCAGGGCCCAUGAUAAGAGGAUAGUGAUGAUGGUAUUGUGUUUCAGUCAGGGCCCAUGAUAAGAGGAUAGUGGUGAUGAUGGUAUUGUGUUUCAGUCAGGGCCCAUGAUAAGAGGAUAGUGGUGAUGAUGGUAUUGUGUUUCAGUCAGGGCCCAUGAUAAGAGGAUAGUGAUGAUGAUGGUAUUGUGUUUCAGUCAGGGCCCAUGAUAAGAGGAUAGUGAUGAUGGUAUUGUGUUUCAGUCAGGGCCCAUGAUAAGAGGAUAGUGAUGAUGGUAUUGUGUUUCAGUCAGGGCCCAUGAUAAGAGGAUAGUGGUGAUGAUGGUAUUGUGUUUCAGUCAGGGCCCAUGAUAAGAGGAUAGUGGUGAUGAUGGUAUUGUGUUUCAGUCAGGGCCCAUGAUAAGAGGAUAGUGAUGAUGGUAUUGUGUUUCAGUCAGGGCCCAUGAUAAGAGGAUAGUGGUGAUGAUGGUAUUGUGUUUCAGUCAGGGCCCAUGAUAAGAGGAUGGUGAUGAUGGUAUUGUGUUUCAGUCAGGGCCCAUGAUAAGAGGAUGGUGAUGAUGGUAUUGUGUUUCAGUCAGGGCCCAUGAUAAGAGGAUAGUGGUGAUGAUGGUAUUGUGUUUCAGUCAGGGCCCAUGAUAAGAGGAUAGCCUGUGAAGAGGAGUUCUCUGACUCUGAGGAUGAGGGACAGGGAGGAGGAGGAAGGCGCAACGCUGCCAACCACAAGAAGACCAAACGAGUGAAGACUGAGGAGAAGGAGAAGGAGGCAGAGGAGAAGGGUAAAGGAAAUUACUUACCCCAUGACUGGCCACGGACACUCCACAUAACACCUCAGUGACUGGCCACGGACACUCCACAUAACACCUCAGUGACUGGCCACGGACACUCCACAUAACACCUCAGUGACUGGCCAAGGACACUCGACCAUAACACCUCAGUGACUGUCCACGGACACCCGACCAUAACACCUCAGUGACUGGCCAAGGACACUCGACCAUAACACCUCAGUGACUGGCCACGGACACUCCACAUAACACCUCAGUGACUGGCCAAGGACACUCGACCAUAACACCUCAGUGACUGGCCAAGGACACUCGACCAUAACACCUCAGUGACUGGCCAAGGACACUCGACCAUAACACCUCAGUGACUGGCCAAGGACACUCGACCAUAACACCUCAGUGACUGGCCACGGACACUCCACAUAACACCUCAGUGACUGGCCACGGACACUCCACAUAACACCUCAGUGACUUGCCACGGACACUCGACCAUAACACCUCAGUGACUGGCCACGGACACUCGACCAUAACACCUCAGUGACUGGCCAAGGACACUCGACCAUAACACCUCAGUGACUGGCCACGGACACUCCACAUAACACCUCAGUGACUGGCCACGGACACUCGACCAUAACACCUCAGUGACUGGCCAAGGACACUCGACCAUAACACCUCAGUGACUGGCCACGGACACUCCACAUAACACCUCAGUGACUGGCCAAGGACACUCGACCAUAACACCUCAGUGACUGGCCACGGACACUCCACAUAACACCUCAGUGACUGGCCAGGGACACUCCACAUAACACCUCAGUGACUGGCCAGGGACACUCCACAUAACACCUCAGUGACUGGCCACGGACACUCGACCAUAACACCUCAGUGACUGGCCAAGGACACUCGACCAUAACACCUCAGUGACUGGCCACGGACACUCCACAUAACACCUCAGUGACUGGCCAAGGACACUCGACCAUAACACCUCAGUGACUGGCCAAGGACACUCGACCAUAACACCUCAGUGACUGGCCACGGACACUCCACAUAACACCUCAGUGACUGGCCACGGACACUCGACCAUAACACCUCAGUGACUGGCCAAGGACACUCGACCAUAACACCUCAGUGACUGGCCACGGACACUCCACAUAACACCUCAGUGACUGGCCACGGACACUCGACCAUAACACCUCAGUGACUGGCCACGGACACUCCACAUAACACCUCAGUGACUGGCCACGGACACUCGACCAUAACACCUCAGUGACUGGCCAAGGACACUCCACAUAACACCUCAGUGACUGGCCACGGACACUCGACCAUAACACCUCAGUGACUGGCCAAGGACACUCCACAUAACACCUCAGUGACUGGCCAAGGACACUCCACAUAACACCUCAGUGACUGGCCAGGGACACUCCACAUAACACCUCAGUGACUGGCCAAGGACACUCCACAUAACACCUCAGUGACUGGCCAAGGACACUCCACAUAACACCUCAGUGACUGGCCAAGGACACUCCACAUAACACCUCAGUGACUGGCCAAGGACACUCCACAUAACACCUCAGUGACUGGCCAGGGACACUCCACAUAACACCUCAGUGACUGGCCAAGGACACUCCACAUAACACCUCAGUGACUGGCCAAGGACACUCCACAUAACACCUCAGUGACUGGCCAAGGACACUCGGCCAUAACACCUCAGUGACUGGCCAAGGACACUCCACAUAACACCUCAGUGACUGGCCAGGGACACUCCACAUAACACCUCAGUGACUGACCACGGACACUCGACCAUAACACCUCAGUGACUGGCCACGGACACUCGACCAUAACACCUCAGUGACUGGCCAAGGACACUCCACAUAACACCUCAGUGACUGGCCACGGACACUCGACCAUAACACCUCAGUGACUGGCCACGGACACUCCACAUAACACCUCAGUGACUGGCCAGGGACACUCCACAUAACACCUCAGUGACUGGCCACGGACACUCCACAUAACACCUCAGUGACUGGCCACGGACACUCGACCAUAACACCUCAGUGACUGUCCACGGACACCCGACCAUAACACCUCAGUGACUGGCCACGGACACUCGACCAUAACACCUCAGUGACUGUCCACGGACACCCGACCAUAACACCUCACCUACAUUUUUCUGUUUUCCCCAGACGUGAAAGAGGAGAAGGAUCCAGAGGAGAAGAUGGACACAACAGGGUGA
Molecule: messenger RNA, 11290 nt
Organism: Coregonus sp. 'balchen'
Lineage: Eukaryota; Metazoa; Chordata; Actinopteri; Salmoniformes; Salmonidae
Source: the annotation of a GenBank genome assembly